This is a messenger RNA of Gossypium raimondii (Peruvian cotton), 3659 nucleotides long. RefSeq names its product gamma-glutamyl hydrolase 2. NCBI's taxonomy places the organism in Eukaryota, Viridiplantae, Streptophyta, Magnoliopsida, Malvales, Malvaceae. The coding region runs from base 110 to 3445 and encodes 1111 amino acids. The transcript is spliced from 5 exons. Gene Ontology annotation, molecular function: gamma-glutamyl-peptidase activity; protein binding; ATP binding. Gene Ontology annotation, biological process: tetrahydrofolylpolyglutamate metabolic process; protein phosphorylation. Gene Ontology annotation, cellular component: vacuole. The record is from RefSeq and is a predicted model, not a curated record.
CACGUAUUAUGUAAAAGUUGUGUGGUCAUACGGUUAGUGAUCAUUCAAUUAUCUGUCUAGCAAUCUCCGUUCUGCCUUUGUUGGUAGCUUCAUAAACACCCAAAUUCAAAUGGGGAAUACUUUCCUCAACUUAGCUCUUCUUAUCAUCUUCCAUUUCUCUAUGCCUACUUUCUCUAUGAAAUUAACAACCAUACUUACAGAUCAGUCAGCUCUUCUAGCACUAAAAGAUCAUGUUAUUCAGGAUCCUGAAAAUGUCUUGACGACUAACUGGUCAGCCUCUGCCCCUGUUUGCAAUUGGUUUGGUGUAAGUUGUGGAUCCAAGCACCGUAGAGUCACAGCUCUAAACCUUACUAGGUUGGGACUCGUAGGCACCCUUCCACCUCACUUGGGAAAUUUGUCAUUCCUUUCUCUUCUUCAUGUCACAAACAAUAGUUUCUAUGGCGGAUUACCUGUCCAGUUAUCCAAUUUGCGACGGCUGAAAUAUGUAAGCUUUGGUAACAACUCCUUCAGUGGAGAAAUCCCAUCAUGGUUGGGAUCAUUAACUGAACUUCGAAGGUUGUUUUUGGACCAAAACAACUUCAAAGGUGUUAUUCCAUUCUCUUUAGCCUAUUUGUCAAAGCUAGAGGUCUUGUAUUUGUCUGGAAACCAGAUUUCAGGUUCAAUUCCCUCCACCAUCUUCAAUAUCUCUUCGUUGCAAGAAAUAUAUCUAAGCUACAAUAUGCUUUCUGGUUCCAUACCCUCUGUUCCACGUGAUUUGCUUUUGCUAGAAGUCAUCCAUUUCUCCUCCAAUAAUCUCACUGGUCAUAUCCCAAAAGAUAUGUUUGAUCAUCUUCCAAAUUUGAAAGGAUUGUACUGGAGUCGUAACCUGCUUUCUGGUAGAAUUCCUGCCAGUCUAUUCAAGUGCAAAGAGUUACAAAUGUUAUCUUUAGCGUAUAACCAAAUGGAGGGGAGCCUACCAAUAGAAAUUGGGAAUUUGAGUAUGCUUCAAUACAUCUAUAUUGGUCGGAACCACUUUGAUGGUGAAAUUCCUAAACAAAUUGUGAAUUUAACUCUUCUUAUGGAGUUUGAUUGUUCCCAUAGCAAUUUUACAGGUAUAAUACCACAAGAGAUUGGCAACCUAAAGAAUCUAAAUUGGUUGAAUUUACAAUUUAACAAUAUUGCUGGUUCUAUUCCUCCACAACUGUUCAAUAUUUCAACUCUAAGGAUGAUUUCUUUGGCUACAAAUCAGCUCUCUGGCCAUCUUCCAUCAAACAUGGGCCUUUUCCUUCCAAACAUGGAGGAACUAUAUCUUGGUUUCAAUCACCUUGCCGGCUCGAUCCCAAUGUAUAUUUCCAAUGCCUCUCAGCUUACUCUUCUUGACAUGUCUAGUAAUUACUUUUCAGGGUCCAUUCCUGAUAAUCUGGGAAAUCUAAGAAAUUUAAAGAUUCUCAACCUGGCGAAUAAUAAUUUAACUUCCUCAGGAAUGAGCUUUCUCUUUUCUUUGACAAACUGUAGAGUCUUGGAGAGCCUUUUUUUCGAGAUCAACUCAUUUAUUAGUGGUGAACUUCCAAGAGUGGUAGGAAAUCUCUCAAGUUCUCUUGAAGAGUUCUCUGCUUCUGCAUGCAACAUCAGGGGUAGCAUCCCCAGUGAAAUUGGAAACUUAAGUCACUUGAUAAGCCUUGAGCUAGGAGGCAAUAAAUUGAUAGGACAGAUUCCUACUACAGUUGGAGGAUUGGAAGAGUUGCAAAGUCUUUCUCUUAAGGACAAUAAGUUAGAGGGAUCCAUCCCAACUGAGUUAUGUCAUCUAAACAAAUUGGCUUUCUUGUUCUUAACCAAUAACAAAUUGUCUGGGCCAAUACCUACUUGCUUAGGUGAUCUCACUUCAUUAAGGCAACUAUUUCUAGACUCCAAUAUGUUUUCCUCUUCAAUACCGUCAACGUUGACAAGGCUUAACUAUCUCCUCAUCCUAUACUUGUCUUCAAAUUCUCUGAGUGGUCCACUGCCAAUUGACAUUGGAAAAUGGAAAGUUUUGAGUAGUUUGGAUUUGUCGAACAAUCAGUUCUCAGGUGAUAUCCCAACUGGAGUUGCAGAUCUCAAGGACCUCACUCAUUUUUCCUUAUCCAAUAAUAGAAUCACGGGUUCUAUUCCUGAGUCUUUUGAUGAAUCGUUGAGUUUGGAAUUCUUGGACUUGUCAAGAAAUAAUCUAUUUGGAGAGAUUCCCAAAUCCUUAGAGAAACUCCGUUAUCUCAAAUAUUUCAAUGUCUCUUUUAAUAGGCUUGAAGGUGAAAUUCCUGAAGGAGGAUCAUUUGAAAACUACACAAUCGAAUCAUUUAAGGGGAAUGAAGCCUUGUGUGGUGCAGCUCGGCUUCAUGUUCCAAACUGCAAAACUAGACCUCUUAGAAAUUCCAAGGCAAAAACUAAGCUCAUACUAUAUGUAGCUCUGCCAAUUGCCUCCACAAUUUUGGUUGUGGCUCUGAUUAUCAUUAUCUUGCAAAAUAGGAGGAGGAAAGACAAAUUGCCAACUCAAGAAGACAUGAUACCUUUAGGAACGUGGAGACGAUUUUCAUACCACGAGCUUCGUCAAGCUACUGAUGGAUUCAAUGAUAGUAGGUUGCUUGGUAAUGGAAGUUAUGGUGCAGUAUUCCAAGGGACUCUCCCGGAUGGGACGAUCAUUGCGGUAAAGGUCUUCAAGUUUGAGUUAGAAGGAGCUUUUAAGAGCUUUGAUGUUGAAUGUGAUGUUCUCCGCAACACUCGUCACAGAAAUUUAGUCAAAGUAAUAAGCAGUUGCUCUAAUGAUCUUAAUUUCAAAGCGUUGGUGCUUGAGUUCAUGCCUAAUGGGAGUCUUGAUAAAUGGCUGUAUUCCAACAACCAAUAUUUGGAUACCCUACAAAGGUUGAACAUAAUGAUAGAUGUUGCAUCUGCAUUGGAAUAUCUCCAUCACGGCAAUGCAACACCCGUGAUUCACUGUGAUUUAAAACCCAACAAUGUUCUAUUAGAUGAAGAUAUGGUUGCGCAUUUGAGUGAUUUUGGCAUCGCGAAACUCUUAUGUGAAGAGGUUUCAAUGAUACAAACCAUGACAAUGGCAACAUUUGGAUAUAUGGCACCAGAAUAUGGAAUGGAAGGAAUUGUUUCGACAAAAGGUGAUGUGUAUAGUUUCGGUAUUCUUUUGAUGGAAAUCAUCACAAGAAAAAAGCCCACAGAUGAAAUGUUUGCAGGAGAAAGAAGCUUGAAGAGUUGGGUGAUAGAGUCGAUAUCAUCUUCGCUAAAUCAAGUUGUAGAUCCCAAGUUGUUGAGCACCAUUGGAAGGGAAGAUUUAAAAGUCAAGAAUUGUGCCUUAUCCAUUUUGCAAGUUGGCUUAGAAUGUUGUGUGGAGUUACCAAAUGAGAGGCUUCAUAUGAAAGAGAUUGUUACACAGUUAAAGAAGAUCAAAGUGACGUUAUUAAGGGAUAUGGAACGAGUUCGAUGAAGAGGCAGUUGUUGAAUUGACUAAAAUAAACAUGAGUUCUCCAAGAUGCCCUCCUUAUUUGGCUCUAACCCUUCAUCCUCCGAUCCUGCAAACGACACCGUGCCUUCCCCUUCCUCUUCUUGUUCCUCCUCCUCCUCUCCGGACAUGUGGAAUUACUUUUUUAUCCCUAUCCUCCUCUGCCUCACCAAAGAACUCUCCCUUGCUAAAGCUCAAA